This is a messenger RNA of Ceratitis capitata (Mediterranean fruit fly), 1996 nucleotides long. Its product is annotated as venom carboxylesterase-6. Lineage: Eukaryota; Metazoa; Arthropoda; Insecta; Diptera; Tephritidae. The transcript is spliced from 8 exons. The record is from RefSeq and is a predicted model, not a curated record. Bases 11 to 1900 code for a protein of 629 amino acids.
GCGCGCAGAAAUGUUAAACAAAACCGAUCGUCGUCUGGCUAAUGAGCUUGCGAUGCCGCCGGCCGGGCUACAGCUUCAAUCACGACGGCCUAACAGUAAACGUUAUCUGGCAGCCGUCACCUUAUUAUUUACGGUCACGAUUUUCUUGCUCACGCUUUGUCAGCAUUUCGAUGCGGUCACGGCGCGCACAUCGAACGCGUUAAAACUACAACUGCCACAUGGCGGAAUCCUUGUGGGCCGCCAUUUGACCUCACACAAAGGACGACAUAUACGCGGCUAUAUGGGCGUGCCUUAUGCAUUGCCGCCGCUGGGUGAAUUACGUUUCAAGCCACCGGUACCAUAUGGCGCUUGGAGUGGUGAGAAGCGUGUUAUAGAAGAUUCACCUAUAUGUAUGCAACGUGAUCCUUAUCGACGUGAUCUGGAAAUUGAAGGUAGCGAGGAUUGCCUAUACUUGAAUGUUUAUACGCCAGAGGAGCCCGCUGAUACCGGUGAUCUUCCAGUCAUGGUAUAUUUUCAUGGUGGCGGCUUUCAAUGCGGCUCUGGUGUUAGCAGCUUUUAUGGACCCGAUUUUCUACUCGAUCAUGAUGUUGUUUUGGUGAUCGGCAAUUAUCGUGUCGGACCACUUGGCUUUCUCAGCACCGAAACACUCGAUUGUCCCGGCAAUUUUGGUUUGAAAGAUCAGGUAGAGAUUUUGCGUUGGGUCAAACAAAAUAUUAAAGCCUUCGGUGGUGAUCCGAAAAGUGUAACUAUAUUUGGUAAUAGUGCAGGUGGCGCGAGUGUUACAUAUCAUAUGCUCUCGGAUUCAUCUAAAGGUCUCUUCCACAAAGCCAUCAUACAAUCGGGCACCUAUUAUAAUCCUUGGGCACAACCACAAUACAAGGGUGUAUCCGUGGAGCGCGCAAGAACGGCCGCAUUUAUGGUGGGUUGUGGCAAUUACUCUGAAUGGCCGGAAAUACUAGAAUGUAUGCGUGGAAAGAGUGCCGAGCUGGUUGUCUCCACAGUCUAUACGUUGUUUAAAUGGGACUACGAUCCCAUGGUGCCAUAUCAACCGGUUGUGGAGGUGCCACAUGAGGGUGCAUUCCUAACAACUUUGCCACGUAAUGUUGACGUACCACAUGGAUUUCAAUUACCAAUCAUGAUUGGCGCCACCUCAGAGGAGGGCCUACUCAAAACAGCGCCUCUACUUAAUGUGCCACUUCUCUUGGAUGAUUAUAUAGAUAAGUUUGAGCAAAUUUUACCAAUUCAAUUGCAAUACGAUCAUCACCCCAAAGAGGUGGUCGCACAGAUUACGCGGGACAUUGAGAAAUUUUAUUUGAAGAACGGACAUACCUAUAACAAAGAGAAUCAUCAGAAUUUGACCGAUCUCAUCUCAGAUGGUUGGUUUAUAGCUGGCAUUGAUGAGUAUAUACGUCAGCGUAUUGCCGCUAAGGACUCAUUAAAAAAUACCAUAUUACCUUCCCUCUAUGUAUAUCUCUUCGAACAUCGUAGCCCAGCCAGUUUUUCGGAGCUCUUCAAGGGUGGUCAUGAGGAUUAUUAUGGCGCUUGUCAUGCCGAAGAACUUCAAUACUUAUUCCCUAUCGCUUCGCAAUUAUUUGUGACGUCAGCACCAACCAAACAGGACUUAGAGCUCCGUGAAGCCAUGCUGAGCAUGUGGGUGAAUUUCGCCAAAGAGGGUAAUCCAACACCUGCACACUCUAAUCUUCCACAUUGGGAGCCGGCUAAUACUUAUCCAGUGCCUUAUGCACGACUGGGCCACAAAUCAUCAGAGGAAUUCACAAUAUUACAAAUGGAAAGAAAUAUGUAUGAAGAUCGUGUGAAUUUCUGGCGUAAGCUGAAGGCGCAUAUUCCAGCCGAGCAGCGUAUGAGAGCGAUGAAAACGGCACCGAGAGAGGAAUUGUAAAAUGUACAAAGUGAGAGAAAUUUUAUUAAAAAAAAAACAAAAUAUUAGCAGAGCUUGAAGUUAUAAAUCUGCAAUUUUAAUAUAUUUAAAAAAAAA